Drosophila gunungcola (fruit fly) is the source of this 2533-nucleotide messenger RNA. Its product is annotated as lateral signaling target protein 2 homolog. The coding region runs from base 504 to 2216 and encodes 570 amino acids. Lineage: Eukaryota; Metazoa; Arthropoda; Insecta; Diptera; Drosophilidae. The record is from RefSeq and is a predicted model, not a curated record. The transcript has 2 exons.
GAGAAGAACGCCAAUUGCGCGAUGUGCCAUCUCUAGCGCGAAAUAAGCAACGCUAAAAAAAGCAAUAGCAAAAAAGCAAAGCAAGAGCAUCGGAGCUGGGAAAAUUCGCACAGCUCAAGCAAAAGCCCGUGGAGGAGGAUUGGUUUCUGGAGAAGAUUGGGUGGCGGAGAUCCCAAAAGGAGAAGAUCCUGCCGCACACACUCGCUAUCCCUUCAUAUCGAGUGUGCAGGGGUGUGUGCGUGCGUGUUUUUACACCUACACAACAAUUCCAACUGUGUGUGGAAGUGUGUGUGCGUGUGCAUCUCGACGAGAACUAUCGAAAAUCGCUCUUUUUUUGGGUAAACAAAAACAAAACAAUUAGAUGUGAGCAGCAGGAUCGUAAGGAUACGGAUCGGAUCAAGAUACAGAUCCGGAUCAGGAGCACAAGCCCAGUGAAUCCGCACCAGAAGCAUCAGCAGCAUUAGCAGCACCAGCAGCAGCACCAACGGCCCCAGUGAAGCAACAUGUCCUCGUCGACGUCAGAGCGCAAGCGCUACCACAAGGACAACGCGCCCACGGACGACAUCCUUACGCUGAUCAACCUGGUGCGCCAGAAUCCAGCCCUCUACAACUACAAACUGCAGCCAAACCAGCGACGCCGCUCCGAUGUCCUUAAUGGAUGGCAGGAGGUCGCCCAGCAGAUAGGAAACAAGUACACGGUGCAGGAGGUGCGGCGCAAGUGGAAGAACCUGCGGGACACGUUCCACCAGUACCGCCUGCGCACGCCCAAGUACAUCGAGGGUCGGCUGUCCAAGUGGCGCUACGCCAAGGAGCUGGACUUCCUGUCGACGGUGUACCAGCCCAAGCUGAAGUCACACCGGAACACCCAGAGUGGCUAUGAGGCAAGCGGAGGAGGAGCAGGAGCAGGAGGAGGCGGUGGCGUGGGAGGCGGCAAUAGCACCAGUUUGCCAAUUGGGUCGAUGCUGCAUCUCAAGCAGCAUGUGGACGACGACGAUGACGAGAUGGUGGACGACGAUGGGCAGUCAGAUCACGAUACGGGCACGCUAUCCUCGCAUCACGGCACCUCGCAGAUCACAUUGGUCAGCGACGAGGCGGAGACCUUUAUCCUGACCGCCUACGAGGAGGGCGUCUCGGAUGACACUGUCUCGCCGCACCACCAUCACCAUCAUCAUGGCCACCACCACCACCAGCAGCAGCAGCAGCAGCAUCACCACCACCACCAGCCGCACCACCAUCACCACCAUCAUCAUCAGUCGCAGCACGAUGGCAGCAUCUCCAGCAUUGAGCUCUCCCAGAUUGCCCACGAUGACGAUGUGGUCGACGAUGUGGACGACGACGACGAUGUCGUGGAUCACGAUGGCCAGGUGGACAUUGUGAAGCAUGAACUGGACGAGGACGGAGCCACCGGCGCCGAGGUGGACUACGAGGAGGUUUGCCUGUACGAAGAGGCCAGCGGUGCCCAUGUGGAUUGCGAAAUGGGCGUGGGCGAUGCCGUGGAUGGCGGCAGCGAUGUCACCCACGGCAAGGGCUUCCACUACAUCGAUGCGCAUGACUUUUGCAUAUCGGACAUUGAGCCGCAGACGGUUCGCUCCAGCCAGCAUCAGUUUUCGAGCAGCAGCGGAUCGGGCAAUGCCUCGAACAGUGUCCUCGCCGGUGGCACUGUUGUGGCCGAUGGCAAGCUCAAGAAUCUCACGCUGGUCACCACCACGGCCACAUCGGCGGCAGGAGGAGGCGGUGGGCCAUCCAAUCGGCACGAUUCCUCGGUGUCCACACAGCAGAUUUCCCUGGUGGAUGUGACCGAGGCCACCAGUACCAGCGUGACGAUUUCCAGCACACCGGCGAUUUCGCUGAAUGCCGCCACGGUGACCACCACACCGGCAGCGGCACUGUGCAACACCACAUCCUUCACAUCCACGCCGACGGCCACGAUCCUUCAGCUGCCGUCCCUGAGUUGCGGAUCCGGAUCCGGAUCCGGCCAGCCAUUGGCCGUCAGUGCGGCGGCCAGCAGCUCCAACAAUCUCGUCAAGGAGGACGAGCUGCUCCAGCAGCAUCAAGUGGCCCAGGCGCUGGCCAAACGUGAUGAGCUCGAUCUGUUCUUCGACUUCCUCAAGAAGAAGAUGCAGUGCUUCAGCAAGACGCAGAUCACGCACAUUCAGAUGGAGUUCCUCAAUUGCGUCAGUCGGCAGGAGGUGGCCGAGCAGGAUGGCAAGGACUAGAGACACCCUUGCUACUCCUCUGAUGCCCUUCCCCCCUCCCCCACACACACACACACACACACACACACAAUCCCCCGAUGCCCGAGUAGUUGCUUAGUUUUUUCCAUGUAUAGGAUUAGGACCCGUACCGUUUACCAGUUUGCAAGUUCGCGGCUUCCGUGUUCUUCAGUUAGCUUUACCCUCACACCCACAAUCCACAGCAAAUCGCGUGUACACAUAUAUAUACAUAUACAUAUAUAUAUAUAUAUAUAUAUAACCCAGCGUUAUAUAAACAAUUGUAAUUGAAUAUAAGUGUAAAAUAAAUCGAUUCUCGAAAA